Molecule: messenger RNA, 2213 nt
Organism: Centruroides sculpturatus (bark scorpion)
Lineage: Eukaryota; Metazoa; Arthropoda; Arachnida; Scorpiones; Buthidae
Exons: 1
Coding region: 401-2149 (582 amino acids)
Source: RefSeq, a predicted model, not a curated record
UUUGCUUUUGUUUGCUGUAAUCAGCGCCGGCGCUGCCGCGGCGCAGCAGCCGCCGCCGUUCGCUCGCGUCGUCACGUGACACGACGUCUCCAAAGCGGUCCGGUUUCGAGGCUAAAAUAGGAAGAGCCGCCAUGAUGGUCUACGACCCUGGACAUUAACCCAAUUUUUUGUUUAUAACAUAUUUUAUAUGGGUUAUUCCAAAAAAUUAUACGUGUUUUUGAAAUAUUCGAGUGAAAUUAGUCUAGAUUUAGUUAAUUUUAUGGAAGGAAACCUCUCAAAUAGCCGUACCCCCUAAUCAGCACAAGUUCUCUCUACUGUAUUAUAGUCAAACGACAGUUUGUAAUCGUUGUUUGCAGGCGUGUUUCAUGGUCUUCUUGUGUAUGAGUGUAUAGUGUAUAGAAUGGAUCAGAAAGAGAUAGAUAGAAUACAUGCUAUGCUAAACGAAACUUUGUCAGAAGACGAAGAUGACUACUUAGGUGAUGAGGAGAGUGAUGCUGGAAGUACUGUUGAUGCAGAGGAAGAAAAUGGGGAUAAUGUACAGUUUGAUACUGAUACAUCACAAAGUGAUGAUGAUGAAGAUGACAUUCUCUCACACGAUGGAAAUUUCUACACAGGAAAAGAUGGUACGAAAUGGAAGAAGAUAAAACAAUUUAAGUCUGUGCGCACUCGAAGUCACAGCAUUGUCACUCAUCUUCCAGGUUGUAGAAGUGAAGCAAGAAAUGCUAACACACCUCUGGAUGCCUGGCAGUGCUUUUUUCCUGAUGCUAUUUUACAAAAGAUAGUGGACUAUACUAACAUCAAUGUAGAAAUUAUUAAAUCGAAGUAUACUCGUGAAAGAGAUGCAAAACCUACAGAUUUGGUGGAGAUAAAAGCUCUUCUGGGACUUUUAUAUCUUUCCGGUGUAUUGAAAUCAUCACACAUACAUACUGACGAAUUGUGGAACAAUGAUGGCACAGGAGUUUCCAUUUUUCGUACAACAAUGAAUCAACAGCGAUUCAGAUUUUUGUUGAGGAUGUUGUGCUUUGAUGACAAGAGAGAUCGUCAAGUAAGGAUUGCACUUGAUAAAUUUGCUCCUGUGAGAGAAAUAUUUGAACUUUUGGUAGAAAACUGUAAAAAAAAUUUCUGUAUAAGUGAGUACACAACAAUUGACGAAAUGUUGUGGAGUUUUCAUGGCAGAUGCCCAUUUCGUCAGUUUAUGAAAAGCAAGCCUGCUAAAUACGGAAUAAAGGUGUUUUCGCUAGUAGAUGCUAGAACCUACUACAUACUAAAUAUGGAAGUUUAUUUAGGAAAACAACCUGAUGGUCCAUUUAGUAUUGAUCAAACUCCUUCUGCCAUUGUGAAACGUCUGAUACAACCAAUCUCAGGUAGUGGACGUAAUGUAACGUAUGACAAUUGGUUCACAAGUGUUCCGUUAUCUCGAGAACUCCUGUGUCAGCACAACCUCACAACAGUUGGAACAAUAAGAAAAAACAAACGUGAGUUGCCUGUAUGUUUUCUUAUCACCAGUGGUAGAGAAGAGUAUUCUUCACUUUUUGGAUUCGGAAAAGACUAUGCAACUCUGGUUUCAUAUGUGCCUAAAAAAAGAAAAGUUGUCUUAUUGUUGUCAACACUGCAUCAAAGCGAUGCAAUUGACCCAGAAACAGGCAAUAAGAAAAAACCCGAAGCUAUAACAUUUUAUAAUGCAACAAAGGGUGGAGUAGACACAGUUGAUCAAAUGUCAGGCAACUACUCUGUUGCAAGAAAAAGUCAGAGAUGGCCACUGACAGUAUUCUAUAACAUGUUGAACAUAGCAGCAAUAAAUGCGCUUAUUAUAGUUGCAUGUAACAAAAAUCUCGAAUGCCGCCCUAUUAUACGGAGAAAGUUCUUGAAGGAGAUAGCUUUAGGUCUGGUAAAGCCCUACAUAAAACGCCGUCUCAAAACGCCACAUCUGUGCAGAAAGCUAAAAAGUGACAUACUAGAACUUAUAAAAGAACCAGAUGACAAUCCUGAAAAUACAGAAAAAAAUGUAGAAUCUCCAAAUAAAAGAAAAAGGUGUGGAAAAUGCCCAAGGAAUGGAAAUAAGACUUCCAACUACUGUGCGAUUUGUGAAACUCCAAUUUGUGGAAAGCAUGGAAAACUCACAUGUUAUGACUGCCUAAAACAGGCAUAAAUAUAAUUUUUUAAAAUUAUGAAGUGACACCUUUUCUACAAUAAAAAUAAUUUUUUAUCAUCAC